Molecule: messenger RNA, 1843 nt
Organism: Pocillopora verrucosa
Lineage: Eukaryota; Metazoa; Cnidaria; Anthozoa; Scleractinia; Pocilloporidae
Source: RefSeq, a predicted model, not a curated record
AUGUUCACCAAAACCUUUUUAUCCGAAAACCAAAUUGAAGAAUUACCAUCAACGAUAUUUGUUAACCUCACCAAGCUUAAGGCAUUAAAAAUGGAGAAAAAUAUGUUGAAAGAGCUCCAUCCUAACCAAUUUCGCGGACUGGCAAAGCUAGAAGAGCUCUAUCUAUCGGGAAACAAAAUCGGAUAUUUACCACAAGGAAUUUUCAAAGGCUUAAAUCAGCUUCUGAUUGUAGAACUCUUUGAAAACGAAUUGAGGAAAGUCUCUAUCGACAACUUCAACGAAAUCAGGCACUUAAAAAUUCUAUAUUUGCAUUAUAACUACAUGAGGGAGAUUCCCUACGGAUUUUUUAAAGAGUUGAAGGAUAUAUUACGAGUGAGUUUGGACACAAAUCUGAUGUGUUGUCAUAUGCACAAGGAGGACGCUGACUGUGCUUUCAUUGAUAACGACGACUUUGCCAACUGUGAGAGCAUGUUUAAGAAUUCUGCCCCGAGACAGAGUAUCUGGGCGAUAGGAAUCUUUUCUCUGGUUGGUGCAGUGUUUGUUAUCACGUGGCGAGUAAUCUUUAAAGAAAAGAACGUGGUACAGUCUAUCAUGUUGCUCCACUUAGCAGUGUCCGAUGGUUUGAUGGGUAUUUACCUGGUCUCUAUUGGCACUAAAGAUCUGUUGUGGAGAGGAGAGUAUUACUUGCAUGACUUCCAGUGGAGGUCUGGUUUGUCUUGUCAAAUAAUUGGAGCGAUCUCCCUCUUGUCAAGUGAGGUGUCGGUUAUGAUGAUGACUCUGAUAUCUGCUGAUCGGCUUAAAAAUAUUGUGUUUCCUUAUCAGGGUGCUUCUCUGAAACCAAAGGCAACACAUAUCCUAUGCAUCAUCAUAUGGGCAAUUGGCUUCCUUAUGGCCUUUUUGCCCAUGUUUGGUAUUCAGUAUUUUGAAGACCCUUUCAGGUACCAUAGUUAUUAUGGUAGAAGUGUGGUAUGUCUGCCCUUGCAGCUUACUUCUGAUAAGCCGGCAGGUUGGGAGUAUUCUGUCGCUAUCUUUCUCGCUUUGAAUUUUGCUUUUUUCUUGUUCAUCAUGGGUGCUUAUCUCAUGAUACUAGUCAAGUCUUACUUGUCUAGCCGGCGACUGGCCCGUCAGGGUACUGAAAGAGAGAUCCAGGCCAGAAGAGCAAACUUUAGGAGGGAAACGGCUCUUGCCAGGCGGGUGUUUUUCAUCAUCCUGAGUGAUUGUGUGUGCUGGAUGCCGGUGAUAGUGAUUGGUAUGAGGACCAUCAUCGAGAAGUCUUACAAAGCGCAAGGAGACCUCGCUGUCUGGAUUGCUGUGUUUGUCCUUCCGAUCAACUCGGCCUUGAAUCCUAUCCUGUACACCUUUUCAACAGAACAGGUCAGAGGCAUUCUGAAGAACAAAAUGGAAAAAGUUUGGAACUACUUGAAGACCGUUUUCACCUGCUGUGGUCGUGAUCAGGAAGGAGAUGGGGAGCAACCGAACCAACAGGGAAUAGAAGACAACGAACAACAAGGCGGCGAGGGAGACCAAGGAGAGGGAGAGCAAGUGAACCAGCACGUAAUGGAAGACAAUGAAGAACAUGGCGGCGAUGGAGGAGAAAUUAAGGGUGAAGAAAUUGAACUGGCAAGUGUUGGUGUGAAUCAUCCACAACAAGGCCAAGGAGAUGGAGAACAACUGAACCAACAGGGCAUGGAAGACAUUGAACAACAUGGCGGCUUGGGAGGGGAAGUCGAGGGUGUAGUUAUCGAAGUGGCAAAUGUUGAUGUGCGUCAUUCACAACAGGGAGGACUUGAUGAAGCCGAAAGAAUCGAACCGGCACCUAUUGGGUAUGAUGAUCCAAAUCAAG